Molecule: messenger RNA, 1454 nt
Organism: Mercenaria mercenaria
Lineage: Eukaryota; Metazoa; Mollusca; Bivalvia; Venerida; Veneridae
Product: dnaJ homolog subfamily C member 28-like
Exons: 6
Coding region: 197-1342 (381 amino acids)
Source: RefSeq, a predicted model, not a curated record
AAAAUGUAAAUAAACAAAUUUAUUUUACAGAAAUUCAUCUGUUUAAUAUGUAAUUAGGUGUUAAAGUAAAAUAUGAUUAUAUCGAUAAGUUUUUAGCUGUAUGCAUACAAUCAGACGUCGUUGACAAAGAUGUGACAUUCAAAUGCUGAGAUUUUGCAAAGUGGUUAUGAUGUCAAAUUGAUCACAAACUUUCAAAAUGACUGCAGUCACAUGUAGGCUUGUUUUACACAAAUGUAGAAUUCCUCGAUUCAACUCUCUGUACCCAGUUUAUUUCUUCACAUCAUCACGGACAUGUAGAGCAGGCUAUAAGAUACAAGAGAACCUUCAAGACUGUUACACUCUACUGAAUGUGUCUGAGGGGUGCUCCCAGGAGGAACUCAGACAGGCUUACUUGGCGAAGGUGAAAAUCUAUCAUCCUGAUAGUCAGUCUCCUACCGCUGAUUCCAAGAAGUUCAAUCAAGUCAAAGAGGCAUAUAAAGCAAUUAAGUCAAGACUAGAUGAGAGCGAUACAUUGGGACAGUACUAUGAUGAUGAUGACGAUGAUGAUGUAUUUAAUGUAAAACCCAUGCAAGCCCAACACAGACAGUAUCUGGACAAUGAGGGAUUUGGAUAUGGUAAUCGAGCCCAGAGACAGAAACAGUAUGAGCAGUUACGUGUGAACAAAGCCCAGGAGAAUGUUAUGAAGUAUAGAAUCAGGUGUAUCAUGCCUGAGGGAGACAAUGCUCUUGUAGCAAAGGAUCAGAAAGCUGCCAAGAAAACAAAAAUUAGUAACACUAUGGACCGCUUAGUGGAAGAUAUGAUAGUGGAGUCAAUGUCGCAAGGUCACUUCGAUAACCUUUCUGGUGCUGGAAAACCACUAGAUUUCAGUAAAGACAACCCAUACAUGGAUCGCACUACUCAGAAACUCAAUCAGAUUUUACUAGAUGAAGAUUUGUUACCAAACUGGAUUUCAAAACAGAAAGAAAUCAGGGAUGAUCUACAGAGAUGCAGAGAGAAACUAGCAAAGGACAUUAAAAGAUGUAAUGAAUGCUCUAACCCUAAAGACAAAGAGGAAAAAAUGGCUGCCGUCACAGAAACAUUCAGAACAAGCCUCGAAGAUAUCAACAUCAAAAUUUUUAAUUAUAAUCUGAUAGUUCCUGUACUAGAUAAACAGAUGAUGCCGUACUACUUUGAUAAAGAAUAUAAACGAGUGUGUAGUGAUAUAGAAACAUAUCUGCCGAAGGGUUACGACACAUCAUAUCAUGCUAGUCCUAUGACAGGGUAUGACCCUGUUCAAACUGUUUCAUUUAAAGAUAUAUGGACAGGAUUAAAAGACAUUUUUAGAAACAGUAAAAAGACUUAAUCUGUGAUAAUUGAAAUUUGACAGAGAAAUAUCAAAUUGAAAAAUUGUUGAUAUUAUGUAUUAAAAUAUUUUGUUAAACUUGUUAAAGAAACAGUACGGGGAAAAUAUCAUA